Molecule: messenger RNA, 4624 nt
Organism: Aphanomyces astaci
Lineage: Eukaryota; Oomycota; Saprolegniomycetes; Saprolegniales; Verrucalvaceae
Product: cobyrinic acid a,c-diamide synthase
Exons: 1
Coding region: 1-4233 (1410 amino acids)
Molecular function (GO): protein binding; cobyrinic acid a,c-diamide synthase activity
Source: RefSeq, a predicted model, not a curated record
AUGGCAGGACAAUUGCCACAUGUGCUGGUGAUCUCAGGCGUGUCCAGCGGCGUGGGCAAGACGUCCAUUGCCAUUGGCAUCAUGGCGUCCUUGACCCAUCGUGGAAUGCGCGUGCAACCCUUCAAAGUUGGUCCAGACUUCCUCGACCCCAUGCACCACACUCUCGCGUGCGGUGGCAUUCCUAGCGUCAAUCUGGACGGAGCCAUGAUGGGUCGCGAUGGUGUGCUGGAGUCCUUUUCACGCAACUGUCGUGCGUCCGAAGCCGACAUUGCCAUCGUCGAAGGGUGUAUGGGACUGUUCGACGGUCGAGAUGGCCAUUCCGACUGCGGCAGCACCGCUGAAAUCGCCAAGUGGCUGCAUGCGCCGGUGGUUUUGGUCGUAGAUGCAUGGUGCCUCGGACGAACGGCCGCAGCUAUCGUCCAUGGAUAUGCUUCGUUUGACCCAGACAUUCGGCUCGCCGGCGUCAUCUUGAACAAAAUCGGCGGCGAAUCACAUGCCCAAUGGCUGCGCGACGCAAUAUCUUCGUCUGUUCUCUUGAAAGGUGUGCUUGUCCUCGGCUGCCUCCCCAAAUCGGUCGCCGUGGUCAUGCCAGAAAGGCACUUGGGGCUGCAUUUGCCAUCAAGUGAAACCCACACAACCAUCCAGCACCACAUUCGAUUGCUCAUUGAUGCGCACGUUGACUUGGACACUCUCGUGUCUCGCAUGGAGGACGCCGACUCGGCAGUGCGUGCGCCAACAUCUGCACUAUCGCUGCCGGUCCUUCCCGACACAUUGAACCGUGAUCUGAGCCGACUUCCCCCUGUCCGAUUUGGCGUCGCGAAAGACGAUGCGUUCUGCUUUUAUUACCACGACAACCUUCGCCAUUUGGAAGCAGCCGGCGCGACGAUCAUCUUCUUUUCACCGCUCCACGACACGACCUUGCCAUCUGGCUUGCAUGGCAUCUACCUCGGUGGCGGGUAUCCCGAGCUCCAUGGGACUAUUCUCGAGGCGAACAAGAGCAUGCGAGCGUCAGUGCACGCCUUUGCCAGUGACGGGGGGUUGGUGUACGCAGAAUGCGGGGGGCUUAUGUACCUCGCCAACACAUUGCACGAUGGACACGGAGGUUCGUUUGCCAUGGCGGGACUGCUUCCCUUCGACGUCACUAUGACGCCCCGAAUGGUCAUGGGCUACAUCAAUGCAAGUCCGUCUCCAGCGUUGGCGUCGCUCCUUCGUCUACCGAUCAAUCUUGUCCUCAAGUGCCAGCAGUUUCACUUUUCUGAAGCGACCAACGACGUUGGCAAACCCGUGGAGCAGCUAGGGCCUACUGGGGUCGGCAUUGGGUGGACGGGGGUCGCUCAUCCUGCGUUCCACACCACCAUAGUGCGCUCUUCAUCACACACACCCCAGUCGUCCCCUGAAGGCAUUGUGCAAGCCAGCACCAUUGCAACGUACUGUCAUGUCCAUUUUGGGGCAACCCCGGAGAUGGCGCCGGCGCUAGUCGCUGCGGCCCGUCGACACAUGCGCUAUGUGUCCUUGGAAGCCACCGCCACGGAAACCCUCGGCGCUAUUUGGACCACCAAAGACGACGAGGACGGUUAUACGACCAAUCCUUCGGUACUUCGCGGAAUCAGCGAAUUCUGCACGUCCCCUGCAUGGCUGGUUCGGUCGUUGCCCAAGCUCACGUUGAGUUUGAUUACCGCCACGACAAGCCAAGAGAUCGAGCGCCAAGUUCAAGAGCUCCAUGCGACGGGGUUGCGAGACUUGCAUUCGAUUGACACAGUGUCGUUGCAAAUGUCCAAGCCGGACGUGGUGUUCACCCAAGAAGCGUGCGAUCGGUGCGCAGUGACAGAUUCGGCACUGCUGCGAGCCCUCGAUGCCGUCGGGUUGGCCGACGUCACAUCCACCGUGCUGUGUCGGCCCCUCACCGUCAACGACAUGCUCAGUCAAGUGCUUCGAUUGGCGGCAGUCGUGGGCGAGUCCAGAAGGGGAUGCAUCCUCCACGCAGCCCUCACGCGGCGAUUGCAAGUGAUUCGCGACCUUAUUGAUGCAGAAAACCCGACAAAGCCGCGAGUGCUGGGUCUAGAGAGCGCGUUUCCACUGGUGGUGUCCGGCCAAUGGCUGCCGGACAUGCGCCUUCGAGCUGGGGGUGUCGAAGCCCUAAACGAGUCGUAUCCAGGGUGUCCGCCUCGGCGAUUGCAAUGGGACGAAAUUGUCGCUGCGUCCCCCGAGGUUCUCGUGGUGGCGUGCUGCGGCAAGUCGGCCACUGGUAGCGCUAAGGAAGUGGAGGAGCAUUUGGCUAUUCUCCCUGGGUUUUGGGACCUUCCUGCCAUGCAAACAUCGCCCCCGAGGCUGUACGUGGUGGACCACGACCUCUCAUCCCGUCCGGGCCCUCAACUCGUCGAAGGCAUCGAAAUUCUAGCAGCGCUGCUUCAUCCCACCAUUGAAUUUCCCCGCCAGAGUCUACACAAAGCGGUGCUCCAAUUCGUCGGACCACAGCGUUGCUUGAACUUGGCAGAGUACUUUGUCCCCGUGAAUAUCAAGGUGGGUACGAAAAUUGAUGCAACUCAAUUGGAAACCUUGGAGCCCUCUCCCAUUGCCACGUCACCUCGCACGUUGUCUCCAAUUCAGUCGCUUCCUGCACCCACAAUCGCCACCUCGCAAGCCCCCCCCUCUGGUGCCUUUCCUCUGGCAGUGUCGGCCCAUGUGUUGCUGUCGUGGAACCACAAGCUGCUACUUUUAUCCGGCGACACUUCCCCCCUGGAUGACGCGACCAAUCUAUGGGAGGCCGAUGUAUCGUUGGCCAAUGACGGCGCGCCUUCCAGCCUUCUCGUCUGGCGUCCGGUGCCGUGCACCGCCGUGUACGGCGAAGCGGUGCCGACUCGUCGCUCCAACCACGCUGCGGUCGUGUGGGGGGACAUCUUAGUCGCGUUUGGGGGGUGGGAUGCGUGUGGACUGCACCCCCUAGCGGACAUGGAGCUAUUGGACUUGACCACCCGGUGCUGGACUCACGGCAGCACCGUGGGGCGUCCUCCGUCCCCGCGAGGAAAUCCGUCAAUGGUUCUCGCAUCCAACCGGGUGUUAUUGGUGUUUGGCGGGUGGAAUGGCCGGGACCGAUUCAAUGACGUGGUUCAGUUGGACUUGACGUCGUGGUCGUGGUCAACGCUGUCUGCGCACGACGAAUUGCAUCCCGCUAGUCCGUCCCCACGCACAGAUCACACAGCCAUAUGGUGGCCAUCGCAUUCAAAGAAUGAACACGACCGAAGUGGUGAUGAUAUCAUGGUGGUGUUUGGCGGGUCCGACAAGCAUCAAGGACCGUUGAACGAUGUGUGGGCAUAUGAUCCGAGUCGGGCGGGUACGGUGGACGCGUGGGAGCAAUGGAUAUGCACGGGGGAGGUGCCGCCCCCGCGGACGUCGCACGCAGCCAUCCUUGCCGACAGCCACGUCAUGCUUGUGACUGGUGGCCAAUCCCAUUUGGCUCGGAGCGAAGCAUGCCCUUCUGUUAUGGACUCGGUGUACGCGUUGGACUUGACCACCAGAGUAUGGCAUCGAGUGUCGCAUGUGCUUCCGCAUCCUGUCUGCAGGCAUUCCAUGGCGAUGGUUCGGCCGACUUCCAACACAUUGCCGAGUCGGGUGCUGUCGACCAGUGGGGUGGUGGUGGCUGUCGUCGGUGGCUACGAUGGCGAGACCUCCACGCCGCUUGUGCACUUCAUUCCACAACCAUCGCUUGAUAUGCUAGAUACACUCAUCGUGCCAGCUGACGAAGUUAACGAAGUUGGCGCUGAGAAACCAACAUCCAGCAGCACCCCACGACCACCAUCUAGCCAACCACCAUCUAGCCAACCACCAUCUAGCCAACCACCAUCUAGCCAACCACCAUCUAGCCAACCACCAUCUAGCCAGUCAACUCCUCCAAGUAGCAACGUGGUUCAGCACACUUGGGCCCCCACUACCCCUUUGACGUGGUCGGAUAUCGUAGCCGACGUGACCUUGGCGGAAGACGUGCAGGAGAUUGAAGACAUGGACGACGAAGACGGUACCGAUGAUUUGGCCAGCGAACGCUACCGACUACUUCACCGAGUGGCGUGCGCGCGGGGGUAUCGGCAGUACGUCGACCCUGGGUCUGGGUACACUGUGUUUACGGCGUUGUACUUGAAAGAUCGCGCGUGCUGUGGGUACAAAUGCCGGCAUUGUCCGUGGGGUCACAAGAACGUCAAGAAGGGAGUUAAGAAUCCCAAUCCAAACUUGGAAUGGUAAGUCGUCGUCACAUUGUAACUCUACGUGUAAUACCGCUCGAGAGAGCCAAACUUUGGCUUUCGCUUGGACGCGAUCGCGUCGACGCCUUCGCGGUAGUCGGCUGUGGCAUAACACACGGCCUGACUGGUCGCUUCGCGGUGCAGCGCCAUGUCCAAGUCCUUGUCUUGCUUUAGCCGAAGGGUUUGGAGGAGGCUGCGGGUGGCUAUCGACGACCCAGACGUCAACUCUUCGGCCAACUUGAUGGCCUCCGCCACCACAUCGUGCUACCGAUUCCAUGCAUUGAUAUCUUCGAAUGCUCGAGCGAACGAAAUACAAAGCAGGGGCUGGCAUAACUACCUUGUCAACGACUUUGGUGGCGAGUCCAAGCUUGAACGCUUCGUCGCCGGUAAUC